Molecule: messenger RNA, 570 nt
Organism: Parascedosporium putredinis
Lineage: Eukaryota; Fungi; Ascomycota; Sordariomycetes; Microascales; Microascaceae
Source: the annotation of a GenBank genome assembly
AUGGCGUCCAACGGCACACUCACCAACGGGACGAUUCCGGGGAAUGGCACCGGUCAGAUGAUUUACGCGAAGCCGAUAAUAAACCUCUACGGGCUAGUGGACGGACAGUGCCCACAGAACCGAACGAUGCCACCAAAUGACGUGCGGACAACCCCUUUCAAGGGCAACCUCGACAUAUUCAAGACGUGCUGCAAUAUGACCGAUACGUCGCAGGAUCUGGUCACGCUCUCCGACACGGAGCAUUCGGAGAACCCGCUAUGCUGGGGUUACUGUGGGCUGGGCGCGACGGAGGGCUACGCAGACCUCCAGAACCGACGCGAGGCGUUUUACGAGUGCUACGAGACUAAGACGGCGGAACUUGGCCGCGAGAACGCCGGGUUAGAUGGCAUCAUGUGCUUCGGAGACAGGAAAGCCCUCAACAGCAUGCAGGACACUCUUCCGGACAGCGGGCCCCCGAAUAAAGGCGGAGCCCCGGCGGUGGCGGUGACGGGCAAGGGAAUCCGCUCGGCGGUGAUUCCGGGGCUAUGGGUCGUGGGGCUGCUGGCGGAGUUGGCGUUUCUAGGGGCGUGA